Plasmodium knowlesi strain H is the source of this 4668-nucleotide messenger RNA. RefSeq names its product SICAvar, type I. Bases 1 to 4668 code for a protein of 1555 amino acids. The record is from RefSeq and is a predicted model, not a curated record. The transcript is spliced from 9 exons. Lineage: Eukaryota; Apicomplexa; Aconoidasida; Haemosporida; Plasmodiidae.
AUGGCGGCGGCGCAAGCAGUACCCAAUGGUGGAUUGUUGGAGGAAUGGAUGAAGACAGUAGUGAAUAAGAAUGGAGGGACUUUCAGCAGUAGGAAGGAGGCUAUGGAACAAAUGAAGGAGGACUUGAGGACAACGUGGGAAGAAUUAACCCAGUGGCUCGUGGGUAGAUGGGAGUCGUAUGAAAUAUCGCGUCUCUGUGAGAGCGCGGGGGACAUUCUGAAGGGUGAGGAGAGUAAUUGGCACAGGGGUGAGUACCUGCGGAAUGUAUGUAAAGGAAUUGUCGAAAUAAAAUAUUUCAUGCGUGGAGUAAAGACGAUCAGGCUGAAGCAAGGGGACACGAAGGAUGAGGACCCCGUUAUUACGCCCCUCACGAAUGAGGAAGCCUAUCGUCGCUGCAUCGUCGGAACAGUUGCCCUUUCCGAAAUUUAUGGAGAUCAUUGUCAUUUAAAAGAUGUGAUUGACCACAUAUCGCGCAACGUGGAAAAUAAUUUAAAGAAGAAACACUCGCAAGCAGCCAAGAACUUGGAUAAAUGUAAAAACAUUGACCAAAUCGCCCUGAUAUUUGGUAAAGCACUUCUCCAGGAAGAAAUCAAACGAAGAGCGCAGGCAGAAAGGGCGGGACGGAAGAACGAGAACUGGAGGAUAUGGGUCCCCUGGAACUAUUGGAAAGACGUCUGUAAGGUCCCAAGAAGGGAUCCGACGAAACUGCAACAGCAGAGAGAAGAGAAUGCACAACAUAUGACAGAAUUUUUAAAAGUAGGCGAUAAUAGUAGUAGUAGUAGUAGUGCUGGCACACCAUCUAUAUCCGACGUAUUAGUAAAUGACGACUAUAGUUUAGAUCAGAACACAUUACAGAAAGUAUUUCGGGGAGCAAUGCAGUUGGACGGUUCCUUCCAAGUGGGCGGAGCAUUACAGAAAAUAAGGAAAGCAACUGAACAAGUACAAGCUGAUGGAUGCAUGAAGCAAGAGGGUAAGACACUUUGCCAGCGCCUGGAAUGUGCAAAAAAACGCUGGGAAUUGAACAACAAGGCGCAGCAGCAGAAUUUUUGGGACAACUAUGUCAAGCCCCAACUUGAGAAACUCCUUCCAACUUCGAAUGAUAGUGCCGCCCUUACUGAUUAUUGCAAAGACGCAUCAAACCUUGAUAGUGCAAAUAAAGAAGCUUGCAAACACAUGACAAAAUUUUUGCAUCAAAUGUACAAAAAUUCAAAUGGUAGCACUAAGGAAUAUUCUGAUCAAAUUAUAAAAUGUGUUCUUUUAAAGGAAUAUGCUAACAAAUUAAAAGAAAAAGCAAAAGAAGGAGGGUAUUGUAGCAUAGAUGAUGGUUUGCAGAAAGCUUUUGAAAAAAGUAAGGACUUUAUGAAGAAUGGAACAUCUCAAUGCGGAGAUCCUAAUGACAAUAAAUGUUUUGAAUGCAAAUGGACGGACACCACUAAUGACGGACUUGACAAUUGCCGCAUUGACUCAAGCCAAAGUGAGAAAGUACAGGACAAAGUGAAAACACUGUUCAGCAGCCACAACCAAACGCAGGACCCCAAAAUACAAGAAACCUUGGCUCAGUUCAAUACGAACAAUUCCUUAUGUGAAUACGUAAAUUGUGCAGCAAAGCGGUGGAAAGAGAACAACAGUACGAGUGGACACGGGAGUGGACAGGAAGAAUUUUGGGAAGAGAAUGGCCCCAUGAAGAAAUUGUGGGAUGAAUUAGCAAAUAAAAUGAAGGACAGUAAUGGCAAAGACGCAAGCGGAAGUGGACAAUGUGGUUCAUUUGGAACUGAAGCUGAAAAGGCGGCAUGCAAGUAUUUGCAUGCCGGAUUAACACAUCUGUAUACGACGACGGCGUCGUCGUCUGUUUUAGACAACCCAUCGUUUAGACAAACGAUGGGUUGUUUCUUACUUCAUUCCUAUGCAAAAUAUAUGAAAGACAAAGCAAUUUGUAAUAUUGAUAAGGGGAUACAAGAGGCAUUUAAGAAUAAUAAUGCUACUUGCAGUAGUGGCAAGGAACCUUGUGUCCCGUGCCAAUGGAAUGAUACCAGCAUGGAGAAUUGCACCGUGCAGACUAGCACAAACGACACGGGCACUGCAAGGGACAAAGUGGAAGGCAUCUUCCAGGAGGACAAGGACAAAAACAUUAGUACAAUGCUAACUGCAAUAAAUAAAAUGGAGACUCUAUGCAACCGUCUCCAAUGUAUAGCAUCCCAUUUAAAUUCCACAAACGGACAAAAACCAUCGAUUACAUCUGCGGACACAUUUUGGACGACAAGUGGCGAAGUAGAACGACUAUGGAAUGAUUUGUCCAACGCCAUGACGAAUAAUGGAAACGACGCAGGUGAUUGUGGGACCGUGGACAGUGACAGACCUGCCACGAACCCUGAAAGGAAGGCAUGCCAAUAUCUUACAGCAGGUUUCGAAAAACUGAAGGAAAUUGCAGCGUCUAACGGCAAUGGCACAAAAAUCUUGGAUAAGGACCCAUCGUUGAAACAAGCGAUGGGUUGUUUACUCCUUAAGGAAUAUGCAAAACGAAUGAAAGGCAAAUCAAAAUGUGUUAUCGAAUCAGGAAUAAAGGAAGCUUUCAAUUCAUGGAAUAGAAGUAUUACUAAUGGUACUUGCAAUGGCACGGAACCUUGUGUUCCGUGCCAAUGGAAUGAUACCAACAUUGACCAAUGCAAAAUUGGCAUAAUUGACGCAGCUGGCGAUAUCACCCAAACGGCAGUAAAGGACAAAUUAACACAUGUUCAGUCCAAAAUUGACAACACCUCCACUGAGACCUUACCGAACAUAAAUAGCAUGUCCACUUUAUGUGAUUAUAUUAGAUGCGCCGCACCCAAAUGGUUCAAAAACAAAAACGGGACUAACGGUAACUCUAAGCACAGUUGGUGUGACUUUUGGGAGGAGGUAGGAGUCAAACCGGAACUGGUGAAGAUGUUUACAGCAAUUCGGACGAAUGGAAAUAACAAAUCAAAACAAACUAAUGUUGUAUGCGAUCAGUUUGGUGAUGAUAAUCCUGAUAGUGUUGAAAGAAGAGCAUGUAAUCAUAUCACGGCAGGUUUAGACUACAUUAAAAAGAUUCCAAAUGGUGCUGCUUCGAAGCAGUCUAAUGGUCAAGACAACCAACUGCUCCAACGAGCAGUUGGUUGCAUUGCUCUUAAUAUGUACGCUGAUAAAAUAAGAGAUGAGUCGGAUAAAGUUUGUCCCAUUGGUGAGGAGAAAAUAAAUAAAAUGUUUGAAGAAUGGAACAAUAAUAAUAAUUCUUCGUCUUCGACUCCAUGUAAUGGUGUUAGUGGUACUAAUAGUUGUUUUAAAUGCACAAGGGAAAAAGACUUUAACAGUUGCGACCUCCUCGUUAAUAAAGACUUAAUUGCAACAGCAUCAUCAGGUGGAAGUUCACCCUGUAAUAAUAACGACAACGACAAAGACAAAGUCCCAAAACAAAUGAACAAUCUCCUCAACGAAGACAAAUCCACCAUUAACACCAAAAUGAAACAAACAUUAGACAAAAUCACUGACAUGAAAUCUUCUUUCUGUACUCAAGUUCAAUGCGCAAUAAAAAAAAAACUAAAGAGCAAAAAUGGACAAACACCCUCAAGCGGAACAACACAACCUUGGAAAAACAUAGAAGAAGACGCCACGAAGGAAUUAAAAGAACUUCUAGAAUAUAUGUCGCAGUCUAAAAAUCAGGAGAAAGUUAACCAAUACUGCAAAGACAACGAAGAUAAAUGGAAUAAAAUUGGCCAUAAGGAAGGCAGAACAAAUAAAGCAGCUUGUUUGCUUUUUGCUUCAGGGUUAAAACACAUUUAUACUCAUGAUAAUGGCCGUGUUAACGGCCGUGUUGACGGCCGUGUUAAUGGCCCAUCGUUUGGACAAACGAUGGGUUGUUUAUUUCUUAAAGAGUAUGCAAAACAAUUGCAAACAAUGGCAAAUGAGAAGAAAAAAGGAUAUAGUUGGGUACAUCCUCUUUGUGACAUAGAUAAGGGCAUAGAACAUGCUUUUAAUAAAAGUAGUGACAUUAUGAAUGGCACACCUCCAUGCAAUAAUGGUAAUAAUUCUUGUUUUGUGUGCACAUGGCAUAAUAACGAUUAUGAUAAAUGCAAAAUUGGCAAUGACCAAAUACAGGACCAAGUUAAACCACUACUCGGAACGAAGAGCGACUCAAUGGAAAAAACAUUAGAGAAUACAGUCUGUCCCAUCCUUCUUACGGAUCUCCUUACCCCUUUUCUUCCUUUGGCUCCUGUCUCCAUUGGUCUUUCUGCUAUGGCUUAUUACCUUUGGAAGUAUUUUGGUCCUCUUGGUAAAGGAGGACAACGUUUCAGAAGAUCUCCUGCAGAAAUACCCGGUCCAUCGGUACAGGAACAAGUCCUCGAUCAUGUGGAAGAAGCCGGUUCACAUGAAUAUCGAUUGGUGAAGAAACGAAAACCUCGUUCUGCUGCAACGAGAACAGAACGUUCUGGUCACGCGAAUCGUCGCGCGAUUAUUGAAAUUCAUUUUGAAGUGUUGGAUGAAUGUCAAAAAGGGGACACACAAUUGAACCAGAAGGAUUUUCUGGAACUUUUGGUUCAAGAAUUCAUGGGAUCCGAAUUUAUGAAAGAAGAACAGGUUCCUAAGGAGGAGGUUCUUAUGGAAGGGGUUCCAAUAGAACGUGUUCCAAUUUUAGGUUCCGGGUUUAUGGUUUAG